CGUCAUCCUCUACGCUCUGCCUUCAUUCCAAUUGUCUUUGUGAGAAAAUCAGAAAAUCAAAGUUGCCGGACUCAGCAUAGUACUUUUAAUAAAUAAAAAAUAAAUAAAGAACAACAAUGGGUGGAUCAGCGAACCAAGUAAUCAAUGAUAUUGAAAUGGAAAAUUCCGAAGCGAUUGCAGAAAAUCCCGAAGAAAUCAAAAAAGAGCGAGAUAUAACAACUAUUUUGGAAAUCCGCGAGCAUAUUCGGCAAAUCGAGAAAGCUAUCGUCAGUAAGGAAUCAAGGUUUAUCCUUCGAGUUAUUCGUAGUUUGCCAAGUACUCGCCGAAAGACUAGUAGCAUUGUUUUGAAGAAUAUGGCCGUGUACAUUUAUCCCUCUGGAGCGGAUAGGGAUUGUGUGCUGGGAUUUAUCUCUUCCCUUCCUGGUGAAGUGCAAGAAUUAGAAGGAUUGAAAAAUCGAGCUGCCACUAAAGCACCAGUUCCCGAGGUCGAUGCAUAUUUUUACCUUAUCGUCUUGCUUAAGCUUAUUGAUGAAAGGAUUUUAGACCAAGCUUCUAAAUGCUCGGAGUUGCUAAUGAACAAGAUUCUCCAUCAAAACCGUCGAACUCUUGACCUGAUUGCAGCAAAAUCUUAUUUCUAUCGUUCGUACGUCGCAGAGUUAUCUAAUGACUUGGAGAGCAUAAGGGGAUUCCUCCAUGCCCGCUUGCGAACUGCAACUCUGCGCAACGACUUUGAAGGCCAAGCUGUCAUCAUUAAUUGCCUUCUUCGCAACUAUCUUCAUUACUCGCUUUAUGAUCAAGCUGAUAAACUUGUUAAGAAGUCUGUUUAUCCAGAUACAGCUGGUAACAAUGAAUGGGCUCGAUUCCUCUACUACUUAGGCAGAAUAAAAGCCGCCAAGCUAGAAUACAGUGUUGCACAUAAACACCUUGUCCAGGCACUUCGAAAGGCUCCUCAGGCCACUGCCGUUGGAUUUAGACAGACUGUGCAGAAGGUUAUCAUAGUGGUGGAAUUGCUUUUGGGAAACAUUCCCGAAAGACAGGUUUUCCGUCAGCCUGCACUCAGGAAAUCUCUAGCACCAUAUUUUCAACUUACACAGGCAGUCCGCAUGGGUAAUCUUCAGCGAUUCGGAGAAGUUGUUGAGAAUUUUGGUCCACAGUUUCAACAGGAUCAUACCUACACUCUCAUCAUACGCUUGCGUCAUAAUGUAAUUAAGACUGCAAUUCGUUCGAUUGGGUUGUCUUAUUCGAGAAUUUCCCCUCAAGAUAUUGCUAAGCGUCUAAUGCUUGAUUCAGCUGAAGAUGCUGAAUUUAUUGUUGCUAAAGCGAUUCGCGAUGGGGUUAUUGAAGCUGUUAUCGAGGCUACAUCAGACCCGGCGAAGGGAUGCAUGCGCAGCAAGGAAAGCACUGACGUUUACAGCACACGAGAGCCGCAGCUGGCAUUCCAUGAGAGAAUUUCAUUUUGCCUAGAUCUGCAUAAUCAGAGCGUCAAAGCAAUGCGCUAUCCACCAAAAUCUUAUGGUAAGGACCUUGAAAGUGCAGAGGAACGGCGUGAACGUGAACAACAAGAUUUGGAAUUGGCAAAGGAGAUGGCUGAGGACGAUGACGAUGGAUUUUAAAAUUAAAAACAAUCGCUCGGUAAUUCGAAGUUUUGGAAAUUCGUUUUGUCAAAUUAAUUUCUUUAUAUUAAUUCUAUGUUUAAAUAUAUAAUCUGAUAUGAUUUUCUGGUAUUAAAA
Molecule: messenger RNA, 1730 nt
Organism: Eupeodes corollae
Lineage: Eukaryota; Metazoa; Arthropoda; Insecta; Diptera; Syrphidae
Gene: Rpn3
Product: probable 26S proteasome non-ATPase regulatory subunit 3
Exons: 2
Coding region: 117-1613 (498 amino acids)
Biological process (GO): ubiquitin-dependent protein catabolic process; regulation of protein catabolic process
Cellular component (GO): proteasome complex; proteasome regulatory particle, lid subcomplex
Molecular function (GO): enzyme regulator activity
Source: RefSeq, a predicted model, not a curated record